Exophiala spinifera is the source of this 3561-nucleotide messenger RNA. Its product is annotated as pyruvate carboxylase. Gene Ontology annotation, molecular function: pyruvate carboxylase activity; ATP binding; metal ion binding. The record is from RefSeq and is a predicted model, not a curated record. Lineage: Eukaryota; Fungi; Ascomycota; Eurotiomycetes; Chaetothyriales; Herpotrichiellaceae. The coding region runs from base 1 to 3561 and encodes 1186 amino acids. The transcript has 5 exons. Gene Ontology annotation, cellular component: cytoplasm. Gene Ontology annotation, biological process: gluconeogenesis; pyruvate metabolic process.
AUGGCGGCGCCCGGUACAGCAACCCCCGACCGCGAGGAUGGUGCUCACCAUCUCGAGCACUCUGUGCACCAGCGGCUGAGAGCCAACUCCAGCAUCAUGCAGCUCAAGAAGCUCCUGGUCGCCAACCGCGGUGAAAUCCCCAUUCGAAUCUUCCGAACUGCGCAUGAGCUGUCCCUCCAAACCGUGGCAGUCUUCAGCUACGAGGACAGGCUGGGUAUGCACAGGCAAAAGGCGGACGAGGCAUACCAGAUUGGAAAACGAGGCCAAUACACUCCUGUCGGUGCCUACCUGGCUGGCGACGAGAUCAUCAAAAUUGCCAAGGCCCAUGGCGUCCAAAUGAUCCAUCCUGGCUACGGUUUCUUGUCUGAGAACGCCGAAUUUGCGCGGAAAGUCGAGGAGGCCGGCAUUAUCUUUGUUGGUCCUUCUUACCAAGUCAUUGACGCCCUCGGAGACAAAGUCUCUGCGAGAAAACUGGCCAUGAAAUGUGAUGUCCCUUGCGUUCCUGGUACCGAGGGCCCAGUCGCCAAAUACGAAGAAGUCAAAGCCUUUACUGACCAGUAUGGCUUUCCAAUCAUCAUCAAGGCCGCAUUCGGUGGUGGUGGCCGCGGUAUGCGAGUCGUCCGCGACCAAGAGAGCUUGAAGGACUCCUUUGAGCGUGCCACUUCCGAGGCGAAGUCGGCUUUCGGUAACGGCACUGUCUUCGUCGAGCGUUUCCUAGACAAGCCCAAGCAUAUUGAAGUUCAACUGCUGGGUGACAACCACGGAAACGUCGUCCAUUUGUACGAGCGUGACUGCAGUGUCCAACGACGACACCAGAAGGUCGUGGAGAUUGCUCCCGCUAAGGAUCUCCCAGCGGAGGUCCGCGACGCCAUUCUCAACGAUGCCGUCAAGCUUGCAAAGUCAGUCAACUACCGUAACGCAGGCACGGCCGAGUUCUUGGUCGAUCAACAGAAUCGCUACUAUUUUAUCGAGAUCAACCCCAGAAUCCAGGUCGAGCACACCAUCACCGAAGAGAUUACAGGAAUCGAUGUUGUGGCAGCACAGAUCCAGAUCGCCGCAGGCGCCACUCUCGAACAGCUUGGUCUGACUCAAGACCGCAUCUCUACCCGCGGCUUUGCCAUCCAGUGUCGAAUCACCACCGAAGACCCAUCCAACGGGUUCUCCCCAGAUAUUGGCAAGAUUGAAGUCUACCGAUCAGCCGGUGGUAACGGUGUGCGUCUUGAUGGCGGUAACGGCUUUGCUGGUGCAAUCAUCACCCCUCACUACGAUUCCAUGCUGGUCAAAUGUACCUGCCAUGGCUCGACCUACGAGAUCGUACGUCGCAAGAUGCUUCGAGCACUCGUCGAGUUCCGCAUUCGCGGUGUCAAGACCAACAUCCCUUUCUUGGCUUCGCUCCUGACCCAUCCUGUCUUCAUUGACGGCACGUGCUGGACCACCUUCAUCGACGACACCCCAGAGCUCUUCAAGUUGAUCGGCAGCCAGAACCGUGCUCAGAAACUCCUACAGUACCUUGGAGACCUUGCCGUGAACGGUAGCAGCAUCAAAGGUCAGAUCGGAGAGUCAAAAUUCAAGGGCGACAUCAUCAUGCCGAAAAUUCUGGAUGCCAGUGGAAAGGAAAUCGACGUCACGGUACCUUGCACCAAGGGCUGGAAGUAUGUCAUCGACAAAGAAGGUCCUGCAGGCUUUGCCAAGGCUAUCCGCGCAAACAAGGGCUGUCUUAUUAUGGACACGACCUGGCGAGAUGCCCAUCAGUCUCUCCUCGCCACCCGGGUGAGAACCGUCGACAUGUGCAACAUUGCCCGCGAAACCAGCUACGCCUUGAGCAACGCUUUCGCUCUCGAAUGCUGGGGCGGCGCAACUUUUGAUGUAAGCUAUCGCUUCUUGUUCGAAGACCCCUGGCAGAGACUACGGAACUUGAGGAAGCUGGUUCCGAAUAUUCCUUUCCAGAUGCUUCUGCGAGGUAGCAACGCCGUGGCAUACCGCGCACAGCCGGAUAAUUCGGUGUUCCACUUUGUAAAACAAGCGAAGAAGAACGGUGUUGAUAUCUUCCGAGUUUUUGAUGCUCUCAACGAUAUCGAGCAAGUUGCAGUCGGAAUCAAGGCAGUGCAAGAGGCCGGAGGUGUAGCGGAAGGAACAGUUUGUAUCAGUGGAGACAACUUGAACCCGAAGACAAAGUACAACCUAGAGUACUAUUUGGAUUUCGUUGCUAAGCUGGUCGAUUUGAAGAUCGAUGUCCUUGGUAUCAAGGACAUGGCAGGUACACUGCGACCAAAGGCAGCGCGUCUCCUCGUCGGCGCGAUUCGCAAGACUUACCCUGAUCUUCCAAUCCACGUCCACACGCAUGAUUCGGCCGGGACUGGCGUUGCAUCCAUGGUGGCCUGUGCGGAAGCUGGUGCCGACGCUGUCGACGCUGCCACUGACGCGAUGAGUGGCACUACAGCACAACCAAGCAUCGGCGCCAUUCUGGCAUCCUUGGAAGGAACCGAAUAUGAUCCCGGCUUAGAUGUUCGCAAUGUCAGAGCUCUUGACCAAUAUUGGCAGCAAUUGCGGCUGCUUUAUUCACCAUUUGAAGCAGGUUUGACAGGUCCUGAUCCAGACGUUUAUGAGCAUCAGAUCCCAGGAGGUCAGCUCACUAAUCUCAUCUUCCAAGCCACUCAACUUGGUCUCGGGACCCAAUGGCUUGAGACGAAAAAAGCCUACGAACAAGCCAAUCUUCUCCUUGGCGACAUUGUCAAGGUCACGCCUACGUCCAAGGUUGUAGGCGAUCUCGCCCAAUUCAUGGUCUCCAACAAGCUCAGCUACGAUGAUGUCCUAGCCAAAGCCAAAGAUCUCGAUUUCCCAGAAUCUGUUCUGGAGUUCCUCGAAGGCUAUAUGGGACAGCCGUACGGCGGUUUCCCAGAACCAUUCCGAACUGAUGCUCUUCGCGGCCGUAGAAAGAUGGACAAGCGUCCUGGACUGUACAUUGAUCCUGUUGACUUUGAUGAAGUAAAGAAGACGCUCAAAGAGAAGUACCAAGUUGUUUCAGAGACCGAUGUUGCCAGCUACAUCAUGUAUCCAAAGGUCUUUGAAGACUAUCGCAAGUUCGUCGAUAAGUACGGCGACCUAUCCGUUUUGCCUACAAGGUACUUCUUGAACAAACCCGAGAUCGGAGAGGAGUUCCACGUUGAAUUGGAAAAAGGGAAAGUCCUGAUCCUGAAAUUGCUGGCUGUUGGACCCCUCUCGGAGGCAACCGGCCAACGUGAAGUCUUCUACGAGGUGAACGGAGAAAUUCGCCAGAUCCUCAUCGAUGACACCAAAGCUGCGGUCGAGAACACCAGCCGGCCCAAGGCGGAUCCUGCUGAUAGCAGCCAAGUUGGUGCACCAAUGGCCGGUGUUGUGGUUGAAGUACGGGCCAAGGAAGGACAUGAAGUCAAGAAGGGAGAUCCAAUUGCAGUCUUGAGUGCCAUGAAGAUGGAAAUGGUUAUCAGUGCACCCCAUUCUGGCAAAGUUGCAUCGCUGCUGAUCAAGGAAGGCGAUUCAGUUGCUGGAUCUGAUCUGGUCUGCAAGAUUCAGAAAGCAUGA